Molecule: messenger RNA, 3063 nt
Organism: Aspergillus chevalieri
Lineage: Eukaryota; Fungi; Ascomycota; Eurotiomycetes; Eurotiales; Aspergillaceae
Exons: 1
Coding region: 1-3063 (1020 amino acids)
Molecular function (GO): triacylglycerol lipase activity
Source: RefSeq, a predicted model, not a curated record
AUGCCACUCCCUGCAGCAGACGACCAGAAUCCCCUCCGCAAUCACUACAAGCAUCUCCCUGUCAAUGGCGUCAAAACUCCCCGCCCCCGUCCCUCCUCGCCAUCCCCCGCAGCCGCGGCAGAAGCAAACGCAAACAACAACGCAGCAGCCACCAGCUCCGAUAGCGAUGAGCCUGCCCCCCAGGCCGCUGAAGAUGAAGCCGGUGACGUGGUCGGUGUUAGUAUGAGUCGUGUCCAAACUCGCAUGAAGGCACGGAGUACGCCUGCGGAGGAAAAGAAUCGGAUUAUGGAGCGGGAUGGGGGGUAUUUUGCGGUGCCAAAUCUGGUGCAUUCGGAUGGGCUGUACUUGUCGGAUAUCACUGCUGAGCCGGAGUCGGUGGAGGAGAAGUCGCCGAGUAGGUCGUCGACGACUAUUCCGGAUCGGAGUCCCCAGCAGCAGCAGCAGCAGCAGCAGCAACCGAGGCAUCGGAAACAGGACUCUGAGCCGGUACAGGCGGUACAGAGUCAAGGGAAAGAGGUGACAUAUUCGGAUGAUACACGGUUACCCAAGGAUAAUGGCGGUUCUCGGACGAGCUUUACUCGUUCGAUUCUGGGUAAUCUGCCCAAACGUCCUCGGGCGCUCUCGGGCGAUGCCAUUGCGAAUCUGAACUUUAGGAAGUUCCUGCCGGACCUGGGUUCGUUGACUCGUCGGUCGUCGCUUUCGUUUCGUUCGAAUUCAUCCGCGCAGAAUACUCGUCCUCGCAGUCAGAUUAUCGCGGCAAAACCACCUCCGUCGGUCGGUCUGGCCCCUCAGCAGCGGCUCACAGAGCUACCACCGCCAGAGGCCAUAGUGUCGCAAAGGAGAAAGUCUGAGUCUAAUAUGAAUGGAGGUGUGGAUAGUGCAGGCGAUGAGCCAAUUUCCGAUCUACAGUCACUCCGUAACUCGACGGCUGCGAAGCAUUCCUUUACCCGUCGGCCAAGUGCAGGUGGUCCUGGGGCACCGCCACUGCUGAGGAGAACUUCUUCAGAUCACUCGUUGUAUUUGCGAGCUUCGUCAACGGUCUCGUCUCUUGAUCAUCGUCCACAGUUUGAGCAUAUACACACGCAGGUCAACAGUCGGUUCAAGGCUAUCAAGGAUAGUUUGCAGGACUCGAGUAGUCGACUGCUCAGCAUGCCGUCGUUCAACCUGCACGAUAUCCGGGCUGAUUGGGGGUAUAAGCCUUUUUUCCAAGACGUCUCCUACCGCAAGGGCCAUGAGUAUUCUGUGGAGGCGGAUUCAUCUUCAUUUGCGCACGAGGAACACGCUCGCCAGCAGCGUGCCAAUUCUCAGUACAAUACAUACCCUGCGCUAACCGAGGCUAUGAAAGAACUGACCGGUGAUGUUGUCGUUAUGGGCGGCUACCGAGGUUCGAUACUGCGCUCUGCCAAACCGCCGCAUCGCCAGUUAUGGGUACCGAUGAAGGUCGGGCUGAACCUGCGCAAGGUGGAUCUCGAGGUGGGUUUCAACCCAGAGGAUGAGGAGACAAUGGAAGAGCGUGUCAUUCCAUCCGGUAUUCUCUCGCAUGUCGGCCCAGUAGACAUCUGUCGUCGGUUGAUCAAGCGACUGCAAAAGUGCGACAACUCACUCAAAGGCGACCUUCGCGUCCAGGACUUUGGUUACGACUGGCGUCUAAGUCCGCACCUUCUCUCGCAGAAACUGAUCAAGCAUCUCGAAGGCCUUCCAUGCAAUGCACCAGACGUCCCGCGGGAAAACCGCGGGGCCUACGUCAUAGCGCACAGUCUUGGGGGCCUAAUCGCCCGGCAUGCCGUGAACCAGCGGCCCGAGCUCUUUGCGGGGGUUGUUUAUGCGGGUGUUCCGCAGCACUGCGUCAAUAUCCUUGGCCCGCUGCGCAACGGCGAUGAAGUCUUGUUGAGUUCGCGAGUGCUCACAGCACAAGUCAACUUUAGUUUCCGGACGAGCUUUGCGUUGCUUCCGGAGGAUGGACAUUGCUUUAUUGAUAAACGGACUAAGGAGGAAUAUCCCGUGGACUUUUUCUCGCCGCAGGCUUGGGAUGAGUAUCGUCUGUCGCCGUGUAUCAAUUUCGCUCUCCCGCCUACGGGCAGGAAUUUGAUGGAUAACCUGCCAUUACUGGCAAAGCGACUCAGCAUGCGCAACGGCAGCUUCCCAGAGGAGCCGGACUCCGCGCAGGAGUACCAAUCAGACAUGUCCUCCUCAACAGACAUGCUCCAGCAACAACAGUCCCAACAGCUAUCCCAGCCUCAACAACCACAACCUCAACCCCAGUCGCAGCAGCAACAACCACACUCCCGACCACCAUCGCAAGCCUACGAAACCCACCAACCAGACCUCACCCCCAGCAUCCACCACCACCCACCCCGCUACGCCGCCGCAAACCCCCAACACGACCACCAAAACAAACCCUCCGCCAUAAAACCUGCCCUAGGCGGCCUUGUCGGCCCAACCGCACACCCGCGCGGCGCCGCGCAACCCAAAACCGCCGCGACAACGAACAUCCCGCGCGGGCUGGCGAUGAGUUAUCUCGAGCGCACUCUGGCAGAUGUCCGUCGUUUCAAGGAAGAACUCGUGUAUAAAGAAUCACACCAGACAGAGAACAGAUACCCACCGUUUUCUGUGAUUUUCGGAAAAUCCGUUCCUACGGUUUACGGGGCGCGAGUUGAGUCCCGUGAGCAGAUUAAGCGGCAAGAUGCGUAUGAUGAUCUUGCGUUUGCGGCAGGUGACGGUGUUUGUCUUGCUAGUGCGGCGAUGCUACCGCCCGGGUAUCGCGUUAUCAAGGAUGGUAUGGUGAAGACGGAUCGCGGACAUGUGGGGUUGAUGGGUGAUUUGGAGGGGAUGGGACAGUGUUUGUUGGCGCUGGUUCGGGGGAGGAAGAUGGGUGUUGGGCUGGGAGUGCCGGAGUCCAAGGAGAAGGUGGAGGGUACAUAUAUGCCUAAUGACUCGAACACUACUCCUGUGCCUGCAGCUGAGGCUGGAACCGAACAUGGGAGUAAGGGCGAGGCCGAGCAUGAACAUAAAACAACGGAGGGAACUGCUAAGGCAGACCAUGUCCAUCCUAUACCGGUUUAA